GAGAGCAGGGAGGCUGGAAGCAGUCAUGGUUAGCCCGGAAUCGGAUUAAAAUCCGACACACUGUCCCCUCCCCGCUCCACACCUGGGAUGAUGGAAAGGACUUGACUUGGGCUAUUCCGGAUGCCUUUUUGCAGGUGUAGGGCGAGUUCGAAUCCUCUGUGGUUCCCUGAGAUUGCUUGCCGACGCCUUGCAGCCCUGGGGACGCAGAAGCCGCUGCUUGGAGUCCUUGCAAAGGCCGUUUCAUUCCAUAGAUGAUAUUUUCUCCUUCCACCCCCCGCCCGCCUUUCCCUCGGUUGGUUCAGUUGCUCAUGACGUGCCUCCCUCGCUGAGCCCUCAGCCCUCCCGCUUUCCAGCUCACUCAUUCCUGCCUCCUGCUGCAGCUGCCUUGCAUUAUUUUUCCCUCCCUACCGCCGCUCUCCCAAGACAGCCUGAUUCAUUUUUCUUGCUGCUGCUGCUGCUCAAAGGAGAAGGAAGACAGACGACGGCGAAAGCAGCGAGGGAAGUGACUGCCUCUCUAUUUUUUUUAAACCUUCCCUCCUCAUCUGAUCUAUUUUCUGUUUGCAUCAUCUGUAUUUUUUAAUUACAAGGAGGCUGGGAGCCUUUGCUUCUCCUCGCCCGAUGAACGUCUCUUUGGACAGUUGGACAUCUUGACUCCGGAUUACUCGGAGGAGCAAGAAAGUGUUUGAACAGUGCCUGAACGGAGAUAAAAUACCCCAGGACAGCAGCUGGAGAGUGGAACUCCACAAAUACAAAGGCAUGGACAAAAGGAAUCCAGAGAUAUCUGCUCAAGCAUAGCCAUUGGCAUGGCUGUAAACGCUUGUCAGAGUUUCGAGACUGAAAGGUUUUCAAGAAUGUAAACUCUUAGGUGGAGUGCUGAGGGGGAGUGACUUGCCUAAGACCACUGAAGAAGAGAGAUCUGAGGAGGCAGCAGACUGGAUUCCUGUUCCCUACUCUUCUGGAAUGGAAGUGUAAUAUGGGCAUGCCACCUUCCUUUUCUAUGAAUUGGUUUUUGCAUGGAUUGUGCCUCAGAGACUCAACUCAUUCCCUUUCCAGUGAAUAAUUAGUAACCAUGACGACAGAGACGGGUCCAGAUUCGGAGGUGAAGAAUGCCCAAGAGGAAACUCCACAGCAGCAGCUGGAGGCGGCAGCAAGUGGGCCAGACACAGUGACCAGUAGCCCUGUGCCCACAGCAAACAACCAGGAAGCUGAGGCUAAUGAGACACCCGGGGCCCACAGUGACUCUAAACAUGCGGAGCGGAACCAGGGACCAUCCCAUGAAACAGGGGUCAUCCCAGAAUCAGCUGCUGUGGACAUGGACGAAAAGGACUACAGUGAAGCAGAUGGGAUAUCUGAAAAAACCACCCCCAGCAAGACCCAGAAAUCCCCUCAGAAAGUCACCAAGAAACUCAAGAGUGCCAUCUGCAGAGUGACACUGCUUGAUGCCUCAGAGUAUGAGUGUGAAGUAGAAAAACAUGCCCGGGGUCAGGUACUCUUCGACAUGGUCUGUGAACAUCUCAACCUCUUGGAGAAGGAUUAUUUUGGACUUACGUUCUGUGACUCAGACAGUCAGAAGAACUGGCUGGAUCCCUCCAAGGAAAUAAAGAAGCAGAUUCGCAGUGGCCCCUGGAACUUUGCCUUCACUGUCAAGUUUUACCCACCAGAUCCUGCCCAGCUCACAGAGGACAUUACAAGAUACUACCUGUGCCUACAGCUCCGAGCAGACAUAAUCACUGGGCGCCUGCCAUGCUCCUUCGUCACACAUGCACUACUCGGCUCCUAUGCUGUACAAGCUGAACUGGGAGACUAUGAUGCUGAGGAGCACACGGGCAACUAUGUCAGUGAGCUACGUUUUGCUCCAAACCAGACCAGGGAGCUGGAAGAGCGCAUAAUGGAACUGCAUAAAACUUACCGGGGCAUGACACCUGGUGAGGCAGAAAUUCACUUCCUGGAGAAUGCCAAGAAGCUCUCUAUGUAUGGAGUUGACCUGCAUCAUGCCAAGGAUUCAGAAGGAAUUGACAUCAUGCUGGGUGUUUGUGCCAAUGGCCUUCUCAUCUAUAGGGACAGACUGAGGAUAAACCGUUUUGCUUGGCCCAAAAUCCUCAAGAUUUCAUACAAGAGGAGUAACUUCUACAUCAAAAUCCGGCCUGGUGAGUAUGAGCAGUUUGAAAGUACCAUUGGCUUUAAACUGCCCAACCACCGCUCAGCCAAGAGACUCUGGAAAGUUUGCAUUGAGCACCACACAUUUUUCAGGCUGGUGUCCCCAGAGCCUCCCCCAAAGGGAUUCCUUGUCAUGGGCUCCAAGUUCCGCUACAGUGGCCGGACACAGGCACAAACACGCCAGGCCAGUGCCCUGAUUGAUCGUCCUGCCCCAUACUUCGAGCGCUCCUCCAGCAAACGGUACACCAUGUCUCGCAGCCUCGAUGGAGAAUUCUCCCGCCCUGCUUCAGUCAGCGAAAAUCACGAUGGAGGAACAGAGUCAGAGAAGAGAGACGAAGACAGCAGGUAUGGCGGAAGGACGCAGUCAGAGGCUGAGGAUGAGGAGGUGACAACUCCAACAAAAAUAAAGGAGUUAAAGCCGGAGCAAGAAACCACCCCAAGGCACAAGCAGGAGUUUUUAGACAAACCGGAAGAUGUUUUGCUAAAGCACCAGGCCAGCAUCAAUGAACUGAAGAGGACACUGAAGGAACCCAACAGCAAACUUGUGCACAGGGACCGGGAUAGAAGACUGCCUUCCUCACCUGCUUCUUCCUCGCCAAAACACGAGGAUGAGACACCCAAGGGAACCCCGGAGAAGGCCAAUGAGAUGUCAGAAGAGGAUUCUCCAGAAGAUCUGUCAUCUGAGCAUGGAGCUGCCUUAAUCAUGGAAUCUUUUACACAGAAAAGCCUUGUUUCUUCUCCUGAGGGUUCAGAGCAUUGGGUAUUUAUAGAAAGAGAAAUUUCUGGGCUGGAAGAGCUAGCACUAAAACAAAUCAUUGAGACCCAGAAGGAAGACAUGCAUGCAGGUUCUUCAGAGAAGCAAGCAAAUUUGGACUUCUCAGAGGUGACCACUGCAAUAGGGGAAUUCAAAGAGCAAAAGGAGGAGAAAGCAAGUGAGGAAAGCAAAACUCAGAUUUGCAAAAAAAGAGCCAAAAUGAUAGCCAGUCCAGAGGAUUUUGAAUCAUUAUGGGAGGAUGAUAUGUAUGAAAGAGAAAAGAGGAAACACUCUUCUGAGACAGACAGUCAGUCAGCUGAGGACAGAGAACGACAAAUAGAUAAUAUGGAGGCAGUAGUGAUAGCUUCCAUUGAUCCUGGAGAGAGAGAAGAACAAAAAGAAAAAAUUGAGGCAGUGGUGGUAGCUUCCAUUGAACCUGAGCAGCCAGCUGGCCCCAUCAAAAGACCAGCAGAAGAUAGUACUGAACCUGGAGAUUUCCAAGCUGAAGAAAGGCAAAGUUGUGCCUUUUCUUGGCUAGAGUCUCAUAAAGAAGAAGGCAAAACUACAAUGCAAGAGCAUAGGACUCUUUUGACAGCCUUGGACAAGGAAAUGUUAAAAACGACCUCAGAGUCUGAGACUGUUAAAACUAAGGUGAAACUGAGUGAUAAGAUGGUGUCUGCUACAGAAAGAAUAAUCUAUUUGGGGUCUGAAGAAACUGAUGAAAACGAUGCUAAAACGAAGAAAACAACUGACAGAGAAAAUGGUUGUUCAGCUGAAGAGAGGCAGGAAGAUCAAAUAGAACCAUUUGAUGAAAAAGAGAAGAGUACUAAGUUGGCUUAUACAAGAGAAACUGAAGGAAAUAAUGAGUUCCAAUCCAGCUCCCCUACACACUGUGAAGGAAAAUCAGAGAGCAAUAAACCAAUAAUGGAACUGUAUCAGCCUGAUAAAGAUACAGAAGAUGGUAAAAAGGUACAUCCUAUAGAGCAGUUUAUUAAUGAGAGAAGGGAACAUUCACCAAAAGGUGAAAGAGAUUCUGUUCAGCCAACUGGUUAUGAAACAGUUGAUUACAGAGAAUCCAGUGCACCCUCUUCCACAGAAGAAUCUAGCCAAAAGACUUUCCAUUUAACAAUGCCGCGGUUUAAACCUAAAUCCCCAAGAGAAGAAGCAGUAGCCCAGCUCUCUUGCGAGCAAGAGCAGAGAGCAGAAGAACUAAAUAGUACCUUUCAAGAAGAAGGUGGGGGAGAAUCUGACGAGAAGGAGACUGACAUUGCCACAGAAAGAGUGGACAUGACUUUAAGAACUUCAGAAACCCAAAGAAAAACAACUAAGCUAGCAGUCAUGGACACUUCUCAAAUAUUUCUGCAAAUGGAAGCCAUAGAGAUUACAAAAUGUACCCUGAUUUCCUCAGCACAGCAUCUUUCUGAUUCUACAGAAGUUUCAGAGGGGAAGCAACAUAAACAACAGCUCUCAAAGGCUGGAAAAUCUGACCUGCAUAAAACCCCAGAUUUAAGCCAGCUCUCUGAGAGCAACUCUUCUGAAAUGCAAGAACCAGCCCAGAAUAAACACACGGAAGUAUCCUCCAAGGAUAAACACCCUGAAUCUGAAUGGAUGGUUAAAGACAAAAUCUCGGAAGGUGUAGCCAAGGAUAAAACCGAUGUAGUGAAAGAAGUGGAAGAUUCAACCAAUGCCAAUCAUCUUGAAAUGGAACAAAUGGCCAAAGAUAAAGCCUCUCUGUCAGAAGAGUCAACUACAGAGAAACCAUCAACAUUAGAUAAUCUCUCCGAAUCGAAAAAGACAGUGAAGGAUAGAUCCUCUAAAGCUGCAGAGCCAGAGACAGGGGAGCCCUAUGAAUUGAAUAGGCUGGCUAAAGAAGAAUUGGAUAACCACCCCAAAGUAGAAGGAGCAAUUAUAGAUAAAAUUGCAGCAUUGGAAGGCUCUGCUAGGGAUAAACAUUGUGAAAUGGAGAAGCUGGCCAAAGAUAAUCUCCAAAAUGCAGCAUGUCCAACCCUAGACUCCGAAGAGGUGGUUCUGGACAAGUCCUUUAACUUGCAGCCAUCAGAGGAUGAACGUUUCUCCCAGGCUGGCUCUUCUGAUUCUAAAGCUCCAGAACUGGGAUGGACACUCCAGGAUAAAUCUCCUUUGAAAGAAGGAGCUGAGACAACAAAUACAAUCGCUCAGAAGUAUGGGUCACCAGAAGGGAACCAAGAAUGUUCACAGCCUGAUAGUGCUGCAGUACAAGACAAGAGACAGCUACAACCUGCAUGUGAGAAACAGAAACCAAAUCUAGAGCCAUUGCACCUCACUGCCUGUGGUACAGACACUACUCCAUCUCAAAAGCCUAAGAAUAUAGCCUCAACUGUAAUGAGCCAUGGGGGCUCAUUAGCACAUGGAAGUGAGGCAAAUAAAGAUGUUUCUGUAGCUUCUAAAAUCCGGAUGUUUGAACAAGGUGAAGUUUGCAGCCCAUCUUUUGAUGAGCAGCACAUAGCCCAUAAGGGAUUCCGUGAAAGUAAGACACCGCCAAAGAUGCAGAUACAACUACAAAAAGGUAUAUUUUCAGAGAACUGUGGAAACAGUAAGGUGGCCUCGGACACUCCUGAUGACAAAGAGAAGGAUCUUUUAGACUCAUCUGGUGUGAUUUACCUAGCUGUUGCACAAGGCACAAGCGAGGGAGAACCUUCUCAGCCUUCGUCUUGGAAGGAAGAUAUUUCCCUUGGAUCAGAGCAAGGAGAAGCAGACGGAGAUGCUGAACUUGCUUCUCCUGAUUCUGGCUGUGAAAUCACUCUGGCAGAAGCUGUGAGCAAAUUUCAAGAACCAGCUUGGGAAGAAAAGGAUUUGUCAGGCCCAUCAGUAAAAGUCACCCUGAAAGAAGAGAGUGUAAAGGCAGCUGCUCCAGUGGCCCCUCAGAGAGCGGGAUUGAGGGAGGGCACAGAGGAGAAAUCUAAGCCACCUCGGCACAGGGCCCCUGAAAGUGACACUGGGGACGAGGAUCAAGACCAGGAGAGAGACUCAGUCUUCCUAAAGGACAACCACUUGGCCAUCGAGCGCAAGUGCUCAAGUAUCACGGUCAGCUCAACUUCCAGCCUUGAGGCCGAGGUGGACUUCACUGUCAUUGGUGACUACCACAGUGCAGCCUUCGAAGACUUCUCCCGGAGUUUGCCUGAGCUGGACAAGGAAAAGAGUGAUGGAGAAGCAGAGGGUCAGGAAUCUGACAAACCAGCUCCUAGACAGGAAGAUGAUGAUGAUGAUGAUGCCAAGGGUGGGGAUAAGGCUCCCCAAGUAAUCCCAGAAGAGUCCUCAGCUGUGAAAACGGAAACUGUGAAAAAAACAGAAGCAGAAGGGUCAGUGCAGCACAUAAUCACUGCAAAAGAAAUUACGCAGGUUGAUGGUACCACCACAGGUGGAAAAGAGACAAUAACCACUUCCCACAUUGUCAGCACAGAAACCAUAUCAACAACCUCAGAUCACAGCACCAAGCCUGGGAAGGGAACCACAGAACUUCGCUCCAUCUCUCCAGAAAACACUGAAGAAACAACAAAAAACCAACAACAAAUCAUCUGCAUUGUACAGAUUGCCAGCAGUGGUGUUGGGAAAGAAGCCUUCACCAGCCUUUUUGGCGCCACUGCAGAAACCCUCUCCACCUCCACAACUACCCAUGUUACUAAGACUGUGAAAGGAGGAUUUUCUGAAACCAGAAUAGAAAAGCGAAUCAUCAUAACAGGAGAUGAAGAUGUGGACCAAGACCAGGCUUUAGCUUUGGCAAUCAAGGAAGCAAAACUGCAGCACCCUGACAUGCUGGUAACCAAAGCUGUAGUAUAUAGAGAAACAGACUCAUCUCCAGAGGAAAGGGACAAGAAGCCUCAGGAAUCUUGACCUCUGUGUUUCUAAAGUUGGCAUCUCUAUUUUAACUUUGGAGUAAAGAAGGGGCCUUUAUGCUGGAUUCCUCAAUGAGACAUAGAACGUCCUGGCUGCAAGAAUAAAGCUGAGAGACAAAAUAAAAUAAAAUAAAAAUAAAAAAGGAAUAGCAAAUAUAUUAUAUAUUAUAUAUACAGGAAACAAAAUGCAUCCUUGCACUGCUGCUAUAUGCUGGAGAUGAAUUACAAACAGCAACAUCAGCAACAAACAAAACCGACCACCUCUUCAAAUGGAUGGAAGAAUUGACAGGACUGACCUAAAAGGGGAGGGGGGGACCCAAGAUGGUAAUAAUAAUAUUAACAAUACAAUAAACCACCGUUCUGCAUGUUACAUUUAAAGGACACAUAACUCAUUUGUUGCAUACUGAAUGGAAAAGCAAAAAUGCUUUGCAACAAAGCAAGAAAUCAAUGAGCAAAAACAAGCAGAAACACAAAAUGAUUCCCUGCAUAGGAAAGAAUCAAAAACCAUUCACUUGUACAACUCUUGCGUAAUUAUUUUCUGAUUUGGGAUGUAUGGUGAUCACCUUUCCUUUCCACUCCAUGCCACUUCUGUUGCUUCAUCUUUUGGGUUCUGUUGUUUUCCCAGCCUGUCCCUCCAUUUUUAACCCUCCCUUUGUCCUGUCCCUUGUUCUGCUGACAAUAAUUAUGACUGGAUUUCACUUAAAGCAAAGGAAAAUGAUCUGUAUAUGAUUUCUCAUUGAUCAAAAUGCAGCCUGUAGAGGUUUCAUAUGGAUGUGCUUUUAAGUUAUGUAUAUUAUAUAUAACUGGGGAGGGUGGGAAACAUGAUUAAAACAAAUUAAACAGUGCUGAUAAGUAUGACAAUGACAUUUUUACAUUAUAAUUAUUUGAUUGACCGUGGUUGACGUAUUAUGACAUUCUUAGAUCAUGCUGAUAUCCCAUGGAAACAGACUGAGAAAAGAAAAUCACGAAUUCUCUCUCUGGGGGCAGUAUUUGUCUGUCACUCACCUGAUUUGUGCUCUUGCAAAAGGGACUGACAUAGUGACAUAAUGGUGUUUGUAAUUGGUUGGUUGGUGAUAAGGCAGCAUUCAACAACAUGAGAAGGAUGUCAAGGAAGACAGAAUGGAUUGGUGUUACUGCAGCCCAGUUAGUCACUAAAACAUGUCAACCAACAAUGUCUCCCUUGUCCUUCAGCCCCAGGAAACUGAGGUCGCCUUGGGCUCAUGAGGUCAGGUUGCUUCAUUCACAACCUUCCAGUAUCUAGAAGUCUUUGAUCUCUCAGACAUAACAUUACCUGUAUGUCUUUUGUGCCCCCUGUGUCAGUUCUUCAAAACUACAAAGUCUGGUUCCAAACCUAAUGAUCCCUCAAGCCUACUGGCUGGAAUAGUGCAUUUUUAAUCCCAUUUCUGAAGUGAAGUUCUGACUAGCUUCGCAGCUCUCCAAAGGAAACGUCCCAAGUUGAACAAGGUGGUAUCCCUGGUCCACUCCCCAGCAUGCUCUAUGACUGCAUUUUGCCAGGAUGACGACAUUAGAUUCUGCAGCAAGUAUCCAGUGGAUAGGGAGCCAGUAUAAAGCAGCAUUGCUUCUUUACGAGUACAAUCAAACAAUAUGCUUGCUAGGCUAGUACCAAGGUUUAUUAAUGAAGAAAAGUUAAUGCUCUGUCUCUUGACAUCCAACUGGAGAGCAAGUCGUGAAGCUUGUAAGGGCAAACCGGUGAACGCCAUGAAGGCUGACACUGCUCAAGGGUGAGGCAGGCAUCAGGUCUAACUGCUCUGCUACUGAUGGAAUGUGACACUUCCAAGUUUUCUGUGACUUCUGCCCACGCCUUCAUUCACUAUAUGAGAACGGGCAUUAGAGCAGAUUCAGGACAUAAGGGGGACAAACCAAAAUGAACUAGUUUCCAAAUGGAACUAUCAGUUGCUCCAGAUGUUAGAGAGAGGCCUAUAAACACUACACUAUUCUUGCCUUUCAUCUCCCUUCCUUGAAACACAUUUGAUUCUUAAGAGAAGAAGGACAUCUAACUACUGUCUGUGAUUGGGAUCUAGAGAUCUUACACAGAAAGAGCCUAGCUGAAUACAAUCAUUGGGAUAGAGGGAUGCAUUCCAUAUGGUAAACGAUUUGUCCCUGUAGUAAGCCCUGGUUCAUUGCUCUUCCCAGUUGUUUGCUAUUAUGGCUCCAUCAAACUGGAUCUGCUUCUGGCAUGCAGGCAUGUCCCAGGUAAACACUAGGAAUAUAAACACAGGCUUUAUGCUGAAGUCCUUGGGAGUCAUUUCUAGUUCUAAUAUAUCAAAUAUAUGCUUCUCUCCCUGAAUUUUAUCUGUGUUCUUCCCCCUCCCCCCGCACUUCUGUUGCUUUUAGAAACUAUGUAAUACCCCAGAACCAAAAAGUGGAGAAAUAAUAUACAUUUACACAAAAUAUGCAGAACUCUGAAUAACUCUAAAAACAAAACAAAAAAUUGCAUUAUUGAUUACAAAAUAGCCAACAUACAGGGGAAUCUUGGUGGCAUUACAUUUUAUGAGGCAUUACAUCAUCCCACAUUGCAGGGGUGGGAUGGAAUUCCCCUCCCAAACUUGACAUUUUUUAUUUUGAAUUUGAAAACACAACAAAUCAGCUGAAAAGUCUCUGUUGAAUAAACAGCCAGAUGGAAAGUAUGAUCCCACCUACACCUGCAUACAUCAGGAUAGGUGAAUCUGCCAGUAAAAUCUGUGGAGAUGCAGUUCCUCAAAAGCAACAUGCACAAGAUCAGAAUCCAACCUUGGGCAAUCAGAGGAAAGUUAAAAUAGACUAAUUUCCUUGGAUUCCUUCCACAGCUUCUUGAUGGUUAGCCAUUAACAAAAACUAGUUUUUUGUUCACCUAGCAAGAUGUGGCUUAUAUAUAGAUAUCUAUAUAUAUAUAUAUAAAUAUAUAUAAUAUUUAUUACUUGUGGUAGUGUUGAAGCCAUGCAUAAUUUUUUACGGUCAUGGCUUCCUCUCACCUUGGUCAUCACUACUGCUGCCAUCUGAUACAGCUGGUCACUUUGUUCUUUCUUUUGUUGGCGCUUUUCCAUUGAAGGGGGUGGGAGAUGCAACUGCUUGCUUGCACCAAAUCCCACAAGUUGAUUCCAAAACUGGCCUGCAAUUGCAUGAAUUAAUAAUAUUAAUACCCUUUUUUAAAAUUUGAGAAGCACAUUACCAACCAACUGCAAUGCUCUGUCAUUCCUUCACUAAUCCCCCUGCCCCGCCCACCCCACCCUGUUCCUAUUUUUGUCCCCCACCCCUUUCAAUCAUGUCCUCUUUCAGUGCUUGGUGGUGUAUGCGUGUGUGCUCACUGUUCUUGUAUUCAAUAAAAGUGAAAUAAAUGUGUUUGAUGCUCAA
This is a messenger RNA of Hemicordylus capensis (graceful crag lizard), 10134 nucleotides long. RefSeq names its product erythrocyte membrane protein band 4.1 like 1 (gene EPB41L1). The transcript is spliced from 31 exons. Bases 1070 to 6781 code for a protein of 1903 amino acids. Gene Ontology annotation, molecular function: structural molecule activity; actin binding. Gene Ontology annotation, biological process: cortical actin cytoskeleton organization. The record is from RefSeq and is a predicted model, not a curated record. Gene Ontology annotation, cellular component: plasma membrane; cytoskeleton. Lineage: Eukaryota; Metazoa; Chordata; Lepidosauria; Squamata; Cordylidae.